Macadamia integrifolia is the source of this 3037-nucleotide messenger RNA. Its product is annotated as pentatricopeptide repeat-containing protein At3g47530. Lineage: Eukaryota; Viridiplantae; Streptophyta; Magnoliopsida; Proteales; Proteaceae. Gene Ontology annotation, molecular function: RNA binding; zinc ion binding; protein binding. The record is from RefSeq and is a predicted model, not a curated record. The transcript is spliced from 2 exons. Gene Ontology annotation, biological process: RNA modification. The coding region runs from base 280 to 2220 and encodes 646 amino acids.
AACCCUUAGAUCCACAUGGAAAAAUAGGUUUUUCACUUUUCCCAUCUUCUUUCUCCCCAAUUUUUCGCCUCCAAAGUCUACCGUAAAACUCUACCGUUCAGGCCCUCUGUUUUGCUUCUAGCGGCUACUCACCUACACAAAACUUUUUGCAGUCUUGAAUCUAUUCUGUGCUGGUUGCAGCCACACGAACACAGGUAUGUGUGGCCUGCGGCCAGACUAGCUGUGCUGAUUUAAGCGUAGACAUAGAAGGAAUGCCACACAGGCUGUGAAGAACAGAGAAUGCUUAUUUCAAACAUCCUUCCGUCUCGAGCCCCUCUCACCAAUACUACUAAUCUCCGGCACCGUCUCUGCUACUCUUCUUAUUGUACAUCCACAGUAUUAAAGGUAAACCAACAGCAACGAGCCCUUCCAGAAGCACCAUUAAAGGAUACUCGACGACAACCACAGCGACAGCAGAGAAAAGAACUAUUCGGUGGCUCUGAGAACGCAAUCCAACGCGUAAUUGCCAUUAUAAAAUCAUGUUCAACGAAGGACCGCUUGCUCCAAAUCCACGCCCACAUCAUCAAUACAUUCCUCAUUCAAGAACACAGCAUCUCAGCCGAAUUCCUGUCAUUAGCAGCACUUUCACCAUUUCGAGACCUGAGUUACUCCCGCAAAUUUUUCUCUCAAAUAUCGGAACCCACUACUUCCCACUAUAAUAUAAUGAUAAGAGCCCACUCACGGAGUGAUUCACCAGACCAGGGCCUUUUCUUCUACAACCAAAUGAGAGAGCGAGGUGUCUGCCCAAACCCCUUGUCGUCUUCCUUUGCCCUUCAGUCAUGCACUCGAAUUUCGUUUCUUAAUGGUGGUAGACAGAUCCAUGCGCGGAUUUUGCGAGAUGGGCAUCAAUCCGAUCAUCUCCUGCUGACUACUUUGAUGGGUUUCUAUGCUACUUGUGAGAAUGGUCUUGAGGCCUGUCGAGUGUUCAACGAAAUGUCCCAUCCUGAUACUGUUGCUUGGAACGUUUUGAUUUCUUGCUACACUCGCAAUGGUCGCACCGGAGAUGCUUUGGGUCUCUUCAAUGUCAUGCAGAAUCCACCAUAUGGGUCUGAACCGGAUGAUGUCACUUGCCUUCUUCUCCUACAGGCGUGUGCACAUAUGGGUGCUUUGGAUUUUGGCGAGAAGAUUCAUAGUUACAUUAAUGAACAUGGUUAUGGAAAUGCUGUCCAUCUUCGAAAUUCUCUUAUUGCAAUGUACUCACGGUGCGGGUGUGUGGACAAGGCCUUCCAAGUGUUCCAGGGGAUGUCGGAGAGGAAUGUGGUUACCUGGAGUGCAAUGAUUUCUGGGAUGGCGAUGAAUGGUCAUGAAAGACAAGCCAUUCUAACAUUCGAAGAGAUGCAAAGAAAUGGAGUUCUCCCUGAUGACCAGACUUUUACUGGGGUCUUUUCUGCUUGUAGUCAUGGUGGUUUGGUUGAUCAAGGUCUGGAUAUCUUUGAUCGAAUGAGAACAGAAUUUGGUUUAGUGCCGAACAUCCAUCAUUACGGGUGCAUGGUCGAUCUCUUGGGUCGUGCAGGUUUGCUUGAUCAGGCCUACAACCUUAUAUGUUCAAUGCUGGUCAAACCAGAUGCAACAAUUUGGAGGACUCUAUUAGGGGCUUGCAGAAUCCAUGGCCAUUUUGAACUUGGAAAUCGUGUUAUCGAGCAUUUAAUCGAGUUGAAAGGGCAAGAAGCUGGGGAUUAUGUAUUGUUAUUAAAUAUUUAUGCUUCAUCUGGACUCUGGGAGAAGGUAGCAGAGAUGAGGAGGUUUAUGAAGGAGAAGGGAAUCCAAACCACACCUGGCAGCAGUACAAUUGAAUUGAAAGGAGAAGUCCAUGAGUUUGUGGUAGAUGAUAAUUCACAUCCAAGGAAGGUGGAGAUUUAUGAGAUGCUCGAUGAGAUAGGAAAGCAACUUAAGAUUGCAGGCUAUGUUGCUGAUAUGUCAGCUGAACUUCACAAUCUUGGCAUGGAAGAGAAGGGGAAUGCUUUGUCUUAUCACAGUGAGAAGCUGGCCAUUGCUUUUGGAGUUCUUGCAACUCCUCCUGGCACAACAAUCAGAGUGGCUAAGAACCUUCGAAUCUGUGUUGAUUGCCAUAAUUUUGCAAAGAUUCUUUCUGGAGUCUAUAACCGAGAGGUGAUAAUUAGAGACCGCAGCCGGUUCCACCAUUUCCGAGAAGGGUACUGCUCCUGUCAGGAUUAUUGGUAGCAGUCUUGCGGCAGGUUGGAGAGCAAGGCUUAGAAAUUUCUGGUGAAAUGAGCAUAUGACUAAUGAUACAGAAGACAAGACUCUAAAAUAUGGAUAAUCACUCUGUAGUAAAUGAUUUUAAGGUGGCACCAGGGAUCUGACAUACUUCUUGAUUGAUGACAAGGAAAAUUAGUAAUUCUGCAUGAGCUUGCCAGAUAAGGAUCUUAAGCGCCACCUAAAAGGAUUGUGCUUUCAAGUUUGGUCUAAUGAAGGUGGAAACAUUUGUGAAGCGUUCCAUGGAAGAAUCUUACUAGAAUGAGUUCAGAAACUGAUCUUCCAAAUUCAGCUUUCAUAGUGUCUACCUUGUCGGAACAUGUGUGCUGAUUAUGACUUCUUAUAUAAGUGUUAAACGAAAUGCCAUGUCCUUCAAAGUAAUUGUCCCAAAAGUUGGUACGACAGAAGCCUGAAACUUGCAUUUAUCUCUGGAGCAGCCAAGCUACACUUUCAUGUUCUGCACAUGUGCUUGAAUCACUCUCCCAACUGGUAAAAAUAUGAGGUGAAGAUGUCAAGUUCUGUCAUUGCUAUUUUUCUGCUGAAGUUGCUUCAUUGAAGAAGGGAGACAACAGUCAAAGGUAUGAAUCAUUAGGAGCAUCUAUACCACCAAGGGGGUUCUUUUGGUCCUCUACCACUCUUUGCUUGCACUGUUCCUGUCUUUAUGGUGCCUAAAUUACUGUAUUGAAAGCUUGACUGAGAGGUAACGAGAGCACUAUAUUUGAUCAUGUUGGUGUAAUCAUUGCCAUGGGUUCCUGGAAUUUCAAAAAAGCUGAACUUGUUGAGA